This is a messenger RNA of Rattus norvegicus (Norway rat), 2635 nucleotides long. It is a transcript of the gene Pals2, whose product is annotated as protein associated with LIN7 2, MAGUK p55 family member. Gene Ontology annotation, molecular function: nucleotide binding; transferase activity; ATP binding. Gene Ontology annotation, cellular component: membrane; dendrite; plasma membrane. Lineage: Eukaryota; Metazoa; Chordata; Mammalia; Rodentia; Muridae. The record is from RefSeq and is marked provisional.
CUGAGAGAGGCUGGCCGCGCGGGCCGGCGGGCAGCGGCGGCGCCCGGAGACGGGCGGAAGGCGAGGCUGGCGGGGACGGCGGGAGCCGCCCGCCCGACCGCGAGCCCCUGAGUCGGUAGAUGGGGCUACGCGGCGCCCGCGGCUGAGGAGAGGAGCGGCGGCGCGGAGGCGGCCGAGGUGCGAGCCGAAAUGCAGCAAGUUUUGGAAAACCUUACAGAGCUGCCCUCAUCUACAGGAGCAGAAGAAAUAGACCUAAUUUUCCUCAAGGGGAUUAUGGAGAAUCCCAUUGUGAAAUCACUUGCUAAGGCUCACGAGAGACUUGAAGAUUCAAAAUUAGAAGCUGUCAGUGACAAUAACUUGGAAUUAGUGAAUGAAAUUCUUGAAGAUAUCACUCCUCUCAUAAGUGUGGAUGAAAAUGUGGCAGAACUGGUUGGUAUACUCAAGGAGCCUCACUUCCAGUCGCUCCUGGAGGCCCAUGAUAUUGUGGCAUCAAAGUGUUAUGAAUCGCCGCCUUCAAGCCCAGAAAUGAAUAUUCCUUCUCUCAAUAAUCAGUUAUUGCCAGUGGACGCCAUCCGUAUUCUCGGUAUUCACAAAAGAGCUGGAGAGCCAUUGGGUGUAACAUUCAGGGUUGAAAAUAAUGAUCUGGUAAUUGCCCGAAUCCUUCAUGGAGGAAUGAUAGAUCGACAAGGUCUGCUUCAUGUGGGAGAUAUCAUUAAGGAAGUCAAUGGUCAUGAGGUUGGAAACAACCCAAAGGAAUUACAAGAAUUAUUGAAAAAUAUUAGUGGAAGCGUCACCCUAAAAAUCUUACCAAGUUACAGAGAUACUAUUGCUCCUCAGCAGGUGUUUGUCAAGUGUCAUUUUGAUUAUAAUCCAUUCAAUGAUAACCUGAUACCCUGCAAAGAAGCUGGACUGAAGUUUUCCAAAGGAGAAAUUCUUCAGAUUGUAAAUAGAGAAGACCCAAAUUGGUGGCAGGCUAGCCAUGUGAAAGAGGGAGGAAGUGCUGGUCUGAUUCCAAGCCAGUUCCUGGAAGAGAAAAGAAAGGCAUUUGUUCGCAGAGAUUGGGACAAUUCAGGACCCUUUUGUGGAACUAUAAGCAACAAGAAAAAGAAAAAGAUGAUGUACCUCACAACCAGGAAUGCAGAGUUUGAUCGGCAUGAAAUUCAGAUCUAUGAGGAAGUAGCAAAAAUGCCACCCUUCCAGCGGAAAACAUUAGUGUUGAUCGGAGCUCAAGGUGUGGGCAGAAGGAGUUUGAAAAACAGGUUCAUAGUACUGAAUCCUGCUAGAUUUGGAACAACAGUGCCAUUUACUUCACGGAAGCCAAGAGAAGACGAAAAGGAUGGGCAAGCAUAUAAAUUUGUGUCCCGAUCAGAGAUGGAAGCAGAUAUUAAAGCUGGGAAGUAUCUGGAGCAUGGGGAAUAUGAAGGGAACCUGUAUGGAACUAAGAUCGGCUCCAUUCUCGACGUCGUCCAAACCGGACGGACUUGCAUUUUGGAUGUUAAUCCACAAGCACUGAAGGUGCUGCGGACCUCCGAGUUCAUGCCUUACGUGGUGUUUAUUGCUGCUCCAGAGCUAGAGACUUUGCGUGCCAUGCACAAGGCUGUGGUGGACGCAGGAAUCACCACCAAGCUUUUGACGGACUCUGACUUGAAGAAAACGGUGGAUGAAAGUGCCCGGAUUCAGAGAGCAUACAACCACUACUUUGAUUUGAUCAUCGUAAAUGACAAUCUAGACAAAGCCUUUGAGAACCUACAAACUGCCAUUGAGAAACUGAGGACGGAGCCACAGUGGGUCCCCAUUAGCUGGGUGUACUGAUGAUUCAGUGAGGUUAACAGUUAAAUAAAACUUUAAAACAGUGACUCAACAAGUAAACCUUCUGCUGGAGAGCACAUGCAGAGGGACAGGCGCCUGCCGGCCGCACCCAGGCAUUUUUAUUGUGUAGAUUGAAGUAACAGUGCACUAGGCGGAAUUUUUAUAUAAUUGUGGUUGGGAAGGUGUACUAAUAUAUAAUUUCUCUUAAUUUUUCUAACUUUUUAUGGAUAAAACCUUUCUAUUCAUAUACCACAUAAAGAAAUGCGUUGAAGCAUUUGUAAGUUUUGAUUUAGUACCCUUACCUUUUCAUCAAAGGAAUUUUCAGAUCAUUCUCUCCAACAGCUCAUAUUUUCACUGUGAUAAUGAAUACUUGAAAUAGUUUUGUAAUGCUAUCAUUCUCAUAAGUGGUUAGGGAAGGGUCAAUUAUUCUCUUAUUAGGGGGAAAAAAAACAGUAGCUAUUGACCUUUUUCAUGAACCUCGUUACAGAAGCAGAAUUUAAAUCUCAGUGUUAUAGCUAGUCCACUACUAUCCUGAUCUGCUCAGUGCCCCCUCUACUCCAGAGUACGGCUGUUCAUCUCAUCUGUACAGAUAAAUCAGCUCCCCUCACCCCUCUAGUGAACACAGCGAAGAGCGAUAGCUUGCACUCUCUAUGGGAUUAUUCUUUUCAUUUGUCGCAGUGAUGUGCUGAUGCCGACUGAUGUUGAAUAUUAGUUAUGGAGGCUCGGGUGGAAGCCUGGUCAUGCACACAGAGAGUGCCUUAUCCUGCAAAACUUUACUCAACUUAGAGAACAUUUACUUAUUUUCAAAUAUAAAAUUUCAAACCUA